Trichomonas vaginalis G3 is the source of this 1623-nucleotide messenger RNA. Its product is annotated as NAD(P)H-binding. The coding region runs from base 1 to 1623 and encodes 540 amino acids. Gene Ontology annotation, molecular function: L-threonine 3-dehydrogenase activity; 3-beta-hydroxy-Delta5-steroid dehydrogenase (NAD+) activity. The transcript has a single exon. Gene Ontology annotation, biological process: L-threonine catabolic process; steroid biosynthetic process. The record is from RefSeq and is a predicted model, not a curated record. NCBI's taxonomy places the organism in Eukaryota, Parabasalia, Trichomonadida, Trichomonadidae.
AUGGUCAAGACUGUUUGCAUAACAGGUUCCACUGGUGUCAUGGGAAUGGAAACCUUGAAUCAGAUAUUAACACUUGGAGACAAAGUCAAAGUUCAAUUACUUGUCUUAAACGAUCAAAAGAACAGAAACAUCAUCAAGAAGUAUGAAAAGCUUGAGAAUGUUAGCAUUGUUUAUGGAGAUCUCAGGAACUAUGAUGAUGUUUUGAAAGCUGUCACAGGAAGCGACUAUGUUUUACAUAUUGGUGGCAUGGUUUCACCAUAUGCUGAUGAUAAACCAGAGUUAACAAAAGAUAUCAAUGUCCACGGAGCUGAAAAUGUAGUUUGCGCUAUCCAAGCUCAGAAGAACAAAGAUGAUAUCAAAGUUGUAUAUAUUGGAAGCGUUGCAGAAACUGGAGAUAGGAACUACCCAAUUCAUUGGGGAAGAACAGGAGAUCCCAUCAAAGUAUCGGUUUUCGAUCAUUAUGGAGUAUCAAAAGUUCUUGCAGAACGUGUUUUUGUUGAGAGCGGACUCAAGAAGUGGGUUGUCAUGAGACAAAGUGGUAUUCUUCAUGCAGGAUUACUUGAAAAGAUGGAGCCAAUCAUGUAUCAUGUUCCAUUAAAUGGUGUUCUUGAGUGGUGCACCGUAGAAGAUAGCGGACGCUUGAUGAAGAACUUUGUCGAUUUUGAUCUACCUGAUAGUUUCUUCAGAAACUUCUACAACAUUGGAAGUGGAGAGUUCUACAGAUUAACCAAUUUUGAAUUCGAGUCCUUGCUUCUUCAUUCAAUCGGAAUGGGAGACAUACGUGGUCUCUUUAAACCAAACUGGUUUGCAACACGCAACUUCCAUGGCCAAUAUUAUAUUGAUAGUGACAAACUUGAAUCGUUCUUGAAGUUCAGAGCUAAUAUUGAAACAGAAGUAUAUUUUGACAUGUUGUCUAAGAAAGCAAAGAUUGUUUUCACUCUUCCAAAGCUUAUACCAUUUAAAGAUGCAAUCUCUAUUAUGGGACAGCCUUUCAUGAAGAUGAUUGCCAAAGAUAAAAACUUUGGAACAUUGGGAUGGGUAAAUACAAAGUAUACCGAUAGAAUGGAUGCUCACUAUGGAGGCAUGGAAGAGUUUAAUAAAAUUCCAUCAUCUUGGGGAGAUUUUGCUAUCAAACAUUAUGAAACAAAGUUCAAUCCAAACAAAGAUAAAAAGUUUGAUCAUGGAUAUGAUGAAAGUAAACCAUUUGAAGAGUUAACAAUCGAUGAUUUGAGAAAUGCAGCAGAGUUCAGGGGAGGUUCUCUUGUUAGCGAUCGUUUUAUCGAUGUGUACUCUAAAGUUACAUGGAAGUGUGGACAUUGUCACAAAGAUUUCGAAGCAUCACCAACACUUAUCUUGAAAGGAGGCCAUUGGUGCCCUUACUGCUACAUUCCAGAGACUUCUUGGCAAUAUGAUUCUAUUGCAAAGUCUAAUAAGUUCUUUGCUCAAGGAUGGAAUUUCAGCUACAAAGAAGUUAAAGACAAAAAGUAUGAUUUCAACGAAUGCUUUGAUAGAAAGUGCUUCGAUUCAUUCCAAAACUCAGCUAAAAGCUCAAAUUUGAUUUACUACUUACUUAUUUCUUUUGCAAUCCUGUUAUUGUUAGUUUGUUUAAUUGCAUUUGCAUAA